Molecule: messenger RNA, 273 nt
Organism: Caenorhabditis angaria
Lineage: Eukaryota; Metazoa; Nematoda; Chromadorea; Rhabditida; Rhabditidae
Source: the annotation of a GenBank genome assembly
AUGAAAUUGUUCCUUACUGUUCUCGCCCUUACUGCUGCGGUUGCACUUGGUGCACCAAGACCAAGUGGACCACCACCAAGCGGACAACCUCCACUUCCACCAAGCGGAGCUCCUCCAAGCGGACCCCCACCAUCAGAAGCUUCCCUCGAACUUGCCGGACGACCAAGGCCAUCUGGACCACCACCAAGCGGAGCCCCACCAAGCGGACAACCUCCACUUCCACCAAGCGGAGCCCCACCAAGUGGCCCACCUCCAUCAGAAGCUUCUCUUUAA